AUGGGUCUCCAUUUUGGCGAGUUAGCAAAGAUUCGUGGUUUAAUCACAUACAAGAUAUCACCGCAUGAACAAAGGGCGUUCGCUGGAGCUCUUUCUUACGGGGUUCCUAACAUGGUCCGACGCUUCCGGGAGAACAUGUUCAUCGUGAUCCCGCCGUUUAUUAUUGGCUAUUUUAUCUACGCGAGUGUGGAAUCAGCCCACUACGCCACGACCAGGAAAAACCCACGGGACUUCAUGUUUGAAGUCGACCCCGAGGAGUCUACUGAUGAAUAG
This is a messenger RNA of Diatraea saccharalis (sugarcane borer), 273 nucleotides long. Lineage: Eukaryota; Metazoa; Arthropoda; Insecta; Lepidoptera; Crambidae. The record is from the annotation of a GenBank genome assembly.